This is a messenger RNA of Drosophila elegans, 425 nucleotides long. RefSeq lists its product as uncharacterized. NCBI's taxonomy places the organism in Eukaryota, Metazoa, Arthropoda, Insecta, Diptera, Drosophilidae. The transcript has a single exon. Bases 1 to 345 code for a protein of 114 amino acids. The record is from RefSeq and is a predicted model, not a curated record.
AUGGUCGGACCCUUUAUGCAGGGCCUCUUUUUAAUUGGCAUCAUCUACUGGUACUCCAAGGGCAUGAUGUCCAUGAUCAACGACUACUAUAGGAGUGAGUUCCAGCGUAAGUUGCACGUGGAUCCGGCAAAGGCUAAGGCAGAGGUACCCAUCAAUGUGGACAACUUUAUGGACUAUGUCAGGGAGCUGGAUUCUCCAGCUGAGGUGGCUAGGAGUCCAAGGGAAGGAGCCAUAGCUACUCCCCCAAGAAAGCCUCUUAGCCACACACUCCUACGAUUUCUGGAGAUCACCGAUGCGCUACCACAUGCUUUUGAUGUUUGUCUCAACACGAGCAACAUAAGAUAGCUUAAAACUAUAAUGUAACAAUUUAAUUUAUAUUUAAUGUAUUUUAUAUGACUUUCGUAAAAUAAAGAAUUAUACUACAA